Messenger RNA from Leishmania braziliensis MHOM/BR/75/M2904, 1494 nucleotides. RefSeq lists its product as hypothetical. The record is from RefSeq and is a predicted model, not a curated record. The transcript has a single exon. Gene Ontology annotation, biological process: N-glycan processing. Gene Ontology annotation, molecular function: protein binding. Lineage: Eukaryota; Euglenozoa; Kinetoplastea; Trypanosomatida; Trypanosomatidae. Gene Ontology annotation, cellular component: glucosidase II complex. Bases 1 to 1494 code for a protein of 497 amino acids.
AUGGCAGCUAUGCGGUGGACUGCUUUCGCUGUCGCUCUUCUGUGCAUUGUUGUCAUUCCAGUAUACGCCCGAGUUUUUGGUGUGCAGCACCAUCACGCUGCGUAUUUCGAUGCAGCCCAAAAAGCAGGGACUUUUCGUUGUCUAGAUGACUCAGCCACCAUCCAAUUUAGUUCUGUAAAUGAUGACAUAUGCGACUGUGCUGAUGGCAGUGAUGAGCCAGGCACGUCGGCAUGCAUCGCACUUCGUGGCAGUACUGUCACUCUGCUUCCCCCGGAGUGGAAAUUCCAGUGUGCAGACGACGCGCACAUUUCCCAAGUGUUUCCUCACAACCGCGUGAACGACGGAAUCUGUGACUGUUGUGACGGCUCUGACGAGGCUGAAACGCCCGUCUUAUGCGCGAAUAGAUGCGCUGAGGUGGCGAACGAACUUAUGGUGCAGCGUGAUACGGAGCAGGAGCUCAAUAGGAAGAGUGCGGAGAGAAAAGCAGAGAUGCGCAUCGCCGCACAGCGGCGCCGAGAAGAAGUGGCAAGUGAUCUUGCCGCACUGGAGGCGCAGCACGCCAAGAUGGUAUCACGUUUGGCAGUGCUUGAGGAGAGGAAAAUAGCGGCCGAGAAGGAAGAGAAUGCACCACUGGCUGAGCUGCCAAUGAAGACAAAUGAAUCGGAUGUAUCGCAUGUCGAGAACAAAUUUGCUGACGAUGCGGCAUUCUGCAUCCAAUGGCGUGAAACAGACGACUGCAUCCCCAAUGGUUCCCGCUUAAGUAACAUGGACAAGGAGUGCUUCAGCGUCAUCGACUCGGGUAGCUCAGGGUACUGUGAGUGCUGGGCGAACUUCAGGAGGGACGAGAGUGACGAAGCCCCCAAAGCGGGUCUCGAGCGUGAGGCCAAGGGUGAUGAAGUAGCGAUGCACAUGAACAUUAUCACAUACAACUUUUCAUGUGGUCACCCUACGUUGACAUGUAUGUAUGUCUGUGCUCACAACGGUGAGGUGGGUGUUGACGAAGGGCACGAAAAGGUGCAACACUUCUCCACCUUGACCGUGGCCGAAGAGUAUUACAUCAUUAAGGACGACUUGGAUGGUCUGGAAACGAGGAUCAAGGAUGCAAAAAAGCGACUAUCUCCUCCAACAAUCACCACAGAGGAGCUGCUUCUCACACUGGAGGGGAUGGAGUUCAAGCUUGAUAACAACGAGCACACUUACAAGAUUAUCAUGUUUGACAGAAUUGAGCAGUGUGAUUUGGAGAAGGUAAGUUAUAGUAUACUUCUGGGCAAAUGGAAUUCCUUUGCAGAAAGCACAUACUCCACAUGGACUAAAGACACGCGCGAUUUCUCUCGCAUGAUCUAUGAUGAUGGUCUUGAAUGCUGGAACUCUGGAAGUCGCAGGGUCGAGGUACAUCUUGUGUGUGGCCCUGAGAACAAGCUGGUCAUGGUGGAAGAGCCUUCCUUUUGUAAGUACUCCAUGAUGUUCGAAACGCCGGCGAUAUGUGACGACUGA